GGCCCUUUUUCUACACCCACCCUCGAAAACGAGCAAGAGACCUGCACGCAUAACGCAGCUCUCAACUCCUCUUACAUCAGUCUUACAACAAACACACAGAAUGGGCUUCGGUGACCGAGGUGGUGGUCGUGGAGGUUUCGGCGGUGGCCGUGGCGGAGCUCGCGGUGGAGCUCCUCGUGGUGGUGGUCGUGGAGGUUUCGGUGCCCGUGGUGGUGCCGUUUCCAAAUUCGGAGGAGGUGACCGCGGUGGCCGCGGAGGAGGUCGUGGAGGGGGUUUCGGAGGCCGAGGCGGAGGCCGUGGUGCCCCCGGUGGUCGUGGCCGUGGCGCACCUCGCGGUGGAGGCCGUGGUGGAGCUCGCGGUGGAGCCAGGGGAGGAGCCAAGGUCGUCGUCGAACCCCAUCGUCACGAAGGAAUCUUCAUUGCACGAGGCAAGGAGGACAUGUUGGUCACCAAGAACCUUGUACCUGGUGAAGCUGUUUACGGAGAGAAGCGUAUCAGCGUCGACGGCGCUGAUGGGACGAAAAUCGAAUACCGUGUGUGGAACCCUUUCCGAUCGAAGUUGGCCGCCGGUGUUCUUGGAGGAGUAGACAACAUUCACAUUGGCCCCGGAAAGAAGGUCCUUUACCUCGGAGCUGCCAGCGGAACAUCAGUAUCCCACGUUGCCGAUAUCGUCGGUCCCACCGGUCUCGUAUACGCCGUCGAAUUCUCGCACAGGCCAGGACGUGAUCUUAUCAACAUGGCCAAGAAGCGCACCAACGUUAUUCCUAUUGUUGAGGAUGCCCGUCACCCACACAAGUACCGCAUGCUGGUCGGUAUGGUCGAUGUCAUCUUUGCCGACGUCGCUCAACCAGAUCAGGCCCGUAUUGUCACCAUGAACGCACACAUGUUCUUAAAGAACGGUGGACACGUUGUCAUUUCCGUCAAGGCAAACUGCAUUGACUCAACGGUUGCUGCCGACAUCGUUUUCGCAAAGGAGGUUAAGAAGCUCGAGGAGGAGAGGGUUAAGGCACAAGAACAGCUUACACUUGAGCCAUAUGAACGUGAUCAUGCACUGGUUAUCGGUGUGUACCGCCGGCAGAAGAAGGCCAAGGCAUCAGAAUAGAAGGACAUAGCUAGCUGUUACCUCACAAAUGCAUCCGUAAGUAGGAUGUCGCGGUGAUGCCACUAGGGCGUCCGCAAGUGCGACACACUCUCCUCUAGAUCGCACCCUCAUCUGCACUCGUUAUCUUUUUUGCAUCCCUUUAUGUAUUUGUACGUAUCUUAUUUUUUCGAUAGUUCUCUCAAAAUGUGUUGAUCCUCUCGUUUGAAGAAUAAAUUCCGAGUCCAUUCCCACG
This is a messenger RNA of Fimicolochytrium jonesii, 1334 nucleotides long. RefSeq names its product Fibrillarin-domain-containing protein. Gene Ontology annotation, cellular component: box C/D methylation guide snoRNP complex; small-subunit processome; nucleolus. Gene Ontology annotation, biological process: rRNA methylation; box C/D sno(s)RNA 3'-end processing. The record is from RefSeq and is a predicted model, not a curated record. Gene Ontology annotation, molecular function: rRNA methyltransferase activity; histone H2AQ104 methyltransferase activity; RNA binding. The transcript has 4 exons. NCBI's taxonomy places the organism in Eukaryota, Fungi, Chytridiomycota, Chytridiomycetes, Spizellomycetales, Powellomycetaceae. The coding region runs from base 101 to 1102 and encodes 333 amino acids.